AUGGCCUACUGGCACGAGCAAACGGGAGAGGACCAGAAGAUACUGGGUGUUGGGUUAGCCUCUCGGAGAAAGCUCUGUAUUCAACCAGAGGUAGUUAAGCUAGGUGAUGGUAAGGCUGUGGAUGGGGCGUGCAGGCGUAUGACGGCCAGUUGGGUCAGAACGGCGGCGGAGGAGUCACGCGGGGACGGGCCGAGGCUGUGCGAGUACUUUGAGAACUAUGAGGAGAAUGGUAAGGAAUCGCAACUGCCUUGGGGUAUCUACACCCUCGACGACUUAAAAGACUACUGCAAGAAAGAGAAGUACUGUCCGUACUUUAUGGCCCGGCGGGCUAUCUCAUUUGCGAAUGUGAUUGUGUACAGUUACUACUAUCUGCUUGAUCCGAAGAUUUCUCAGUUGGUGUCCAAAGAGUUAACCAAGGAGAGUGUGGUGAUCUUUGACGAAGCACACAACAUCGACAACGUCUGUAUCGAGGCCAUGAGUGUGGAGAUUACGCGGCGUACCCUGGACACGUGCACGCGUAACCUAGCAACGCUCAAGACUAAAGUAGACCAGAUCAAAACCAAGGACGCUCAGGUACGUAAGCCAGCUUGGUUUUUAGGGUUUAUCGUUUUACGGAACUGUGGUAGUGUGAUAUAUUCCUGUGCAGUUGUGUUUCAUAGCUGUCUAUUCUUAUCAGCGGAAUGUGUCUUGUAUAUAUAUACACGUAUACACGCACACACACACACACACACGCACACUCACACACACGCACACUCACACACGCACACUCACACACGCACACUCACACAAGCACACUCACACACGCACAAUCACACACGCACACUCACACACGCACACUCACACACACGCACACAUACACACACACACACAAGCACACACACACACACACACACACACGUUGAAUGGAAUCGGGCUUUGUGUGCUCUGAGUGGGAAGUCCGCUCUAGUACAAGAGUCGGCUCCAAAAAAAACCCCUAAAAUCCCAAACCCUAAAACCCCAAACCCUAUAUCAUAUCCCUUGGGUGUGUCUGUUCUGAGAGCAGCCCUGGCGGUUAAGCCCAUAUUCGACCGCUUCCACACUGUGCUGGUCACCUCCGGCACUCUCUCUCCCCUUGACAUGUACCCGAAGAUCUUGAGCUUUGUCCCGGUCACGGUGCAGAGCUUCAAGAUGUCUAUGCCCAGGCAUCGAGAGUGUGUGCUGCCACUCAUCAUCACCAAGGGCGACGAUCAGGUGUCUGUGUCGUCCAAGUACGAAACCCGCGACGAUGUGUCGGUGAUUAGGAAUUACGGGUCUAUCCUGAUAGAGUUUGCGUCGUGUGUGCCCGAUGGGAUGGUCUGCUUCUUUGUAUCGUACACGUAUAUGGAGGCAAUUGUGGGCGCAUGGCAAGAGCACGGCAUACUGCAGCAGUUGCUUGAGCACAAGUUACUGUUCAUCGAGACGCAGGAUGCCGCGGAAACGGCACUGGCCCUAGAGAAUUACCAGAAGGCGUGUGAGAAUGGCCGUGGGGCUGUGCUGUUUUCUGUUGCGCGUGGUAAAGUGUCUGAGGGUGUUGAUUUCGAUCACCACUUCGGUCGCUGUGUGAUCAUGUUCGGCAUUCCCUUCGUAUAUACAGAAUCGCGGAUAUUAAGGGCUCGCUUAGAGUAUCUUCGUGAUAAAUUCCAGAUCAAAGAAGCGGAUUUCCUGACGUUUGACGCCAUGAGACACGCGGCACAGUGUGUGGGUCGAGUACUGCGCAGCAAGACAGACUAUGGGAUAAUGAUCUUUGCUGAUAAACGAUACUCUCGGAUGGACAAGCGAAGUAAGUUACCUGGGUGGAUUAACGAGAAGAUCGACGACCGCAAUUCCAAUUUAGCGACGCAGGAGGCGGUUUCAGUGUCACGGCGGUUUUUAAAGAUUAUGGCUCAACCCUACGAACCGGAUGAGAACUCACUGCUGACAUCGGAUGAUAUCAUCAAUAAGCGCAUCCCGUCUCAGCGUUACGUUGCCAAAUAAUAUAUCAUUUGCUAC
Molecule: messenger RNA, 2007 nt
Organism: Sphaeroforma arctica JP610
Lineage: Eukaryota; Ichthyosporea; Ichthyophonida
Exons: 12
Coding region: 1-1992 (663 amino acids)
Biological process (GO): nucleotide-excision repair; transcription by RNA polymerase II; positive regulation of mitotic recombination
Cellular component (GO): nucleus
Molecular function (GO): ATP binding; DNA helicase activity; damaged DNA binding
Source: RefSeq, a predicted model, not a curated record